CCGCGCACCACUGCCGGGCUCCGCUCCGCCGCGCCGGCCCCGCUCCCGCCCUCCCGCCAAUGACGGCCGGGGCCGUCACCGCGCUGCGUCACGGCGCGGCCGCCAAGAUGGCGAAGGUGUCGGAGAUGUACGACGUGACUUGGGAAGAUAUGCGUGAUAAAAUGAGGAAAUGGAGGGAAGAAAACUACCGAAACAGUGAACAGAUAGUGGAUGUUGGGGAAGAGUUAAUUAAUGAAUAUGCAUCUAAACUUGGAGAUGACAUUUGGAUAAUUUAUGAACAGGUGAUGAUUGCUGCCCUGGACUGCAGUCGAGAUGAUUUGGCGCUGUUUUGUCUUCAGGAGUUGAGACGGCAGUUUCCUGGGAGCCACAGAGUUAAACGAUUAACUGGGAUGAGAUUUGAAGCCAUGGAAAGGUAUGAUGAUGCUAUCCAGUUAUAUGACAGAAUUUUACAAGAAGAUUCAACUAAUACAGCAGCAAGAAAGCGUAAGAUUGCCAUUCGAAAAGCCCAGGGGAAAAAUCUCGAGGCCAUCCGAGAGCUGAAUGAGUAUCUGGAACAAUUUGUUGGUGACCAAGAAGCUUGGCAUGAACUUGCAGAACUUUACAUCAAUGAACAUGACUAUGCAAAGGCAGCCUUCUGCUUAGAGGAGCUUAUGAUGACUAAUCCACACAACCACUUAUAUUGUCAACAAUAUGCUGAAGUUAAAUACACUCAGGGGGGGCUUGAAAACCUUGAGCUGUCAAGGAAGUAUUUUGCACAAGCACUGAAGCUUAACAACAGAAAUAUGAGAGCUCUAUUUGGACUUUACAUGUCUGCCAGUCAUAUUGCUUCCAAUCCAAAAGCAAGUGCAAAAAUGAAGAAAGAUAAUAUGAAAUACGCCAGCUGGGCAGCAAACCAAAUAAACAGAGCAUACCAGUUUGCAGGUCGCAGUAAGAAAGAAACUAAAUACUCUUUGAAGGCAGUGGAAGACAUGUUGGAGACUCUGCAAAUCACUCAGUCUUAGCUUGGCACAGAGCUCUAAUAUGAAAUUUUCCAAUACCACACUCAACCUGUAAUGACCUGUGGGUUAUGUUACUCUAGUGCUGUUAAAAGUUAAUUUUGUAUUGAUUACGUGCUAUAUAAAAUAACAUUUUAUGAAAAGUAAAAUGCCUAUUUAUUGCUGCUAUAAGAAAUGUGAUGAAUACCCACUGAAAUGAAUAACUUAUCCACAUAAACAACACGAAGAAAUUGCGUGCUGCACAUCAGUAUCCUCAGAUUUUUGUAUGUACAGUACCCGCUUCUAAGCCAUAAUUUGUAGAAAUAAACUUGUUAAAUGAUUAAGAAAA
Molecule: messenger RNA, 1323 nt
Organism: Passer domesticus (house sparrow)
Lineage: Eukaryota; Metazoa; Chordata; Aves; Passeriformes; Passeridae
Gene: EMC2
Product: ER membrane protein complex subunit 2
Exons: 11
Coding region: 60-1001 (313 amino acids)
Biological process (GO): protein folding in endoplasmic reticulum
Cellular component (GO): EMC complex
Molecular function (GO): protein binding
Source: RefSeq, a predicted model, not a curated record